Oncorhynchus gorbuscha (pink salmon) is the source of this 488-nucleotide messenger RNA. RefSeq names its product MANSC domain-containing protein 1-like. The coding region runs from base 80 to 487 and encodes 135 amino acids. The transcript is spliced from 2 exons. The record is from RefSeq and is a predicted model, not a curated record. Lineage: Eukaryota; Metazoa; Chordata; Actinopteri; Salmoniformes; Salmonidae.
UGGACCCUGAGGGCGUGGCGUGUGUUCAACCAACCAGAGUGGACCUGUGCCGUCACUGUGACAUCACUGUGACAUCAUCAUGUUCCCCUCCGUGACCCGUAUCCUCCCCUCUAGGGUGUCAUCGCCACUCCUCCUGGCCGCCAUGAUGACGCUGGCGGCCGCCGGCCCCGUCUCGGGAUCGGACGCGGAGACGUGUUUCUCCCGACAGCAUCAGAACGCCAUAGUGAAUGUCCGCCAGGCGCUGGUCCGACCGACCACCGUCAUGGACUCCAGAGUCACCCAAUCAGAGAGAGACUGUGUUCUGGCCUGCUGCUCAGAGGACGUCAAGCCAGGGAUAAAGUGUACCCUGGCUGUGUUCAACCCUCACAAGCCCUCUGAGCCUCCCAACAACCACAACUGUCAUCUAUUCCACUGCCAGAGCGAGCAGGACUGUCCCCUCCUGAAUGCUGAGCAGGGCAUCAACACAUACGACAUCUUCAAAAGGUGAA